AUGUUAUUGGUAAAUAAACAAAAUAUUGUUAUGACACUUCCACUUGUAGAGGUCAUGGCAAUACUUUUCACAUAAAAAGGAAAAGACGGGCACGGAACGAUGCGUUUUUGGUAAUUUAUCACAGACCGAGAGAACAGUUGGACGGGCGAAAGGCGACGGGAUGCCGAAAGUUGCGUCCGAGCUUUUUUGUGGUCCUGUCAGCGCAGUCAUGUCGGGUGAGGAAGAUGGACCCCGCGCGCGCGUUUACUGGCGUUUCCCCCAAAUCUGGCAAAUUCCCGUUUUCUUCCGCCGCCGAGGAAUUGUUUGUUAUCUUUGGCCGAAUCCGGGUGGUUUGGCUGACCCUUUCUGAUUCGGACUCUCUUCAAACAAGUACUUUUACAUAACAUACAAAUAACUUUAUUGUUCUUUUGUACGGGUAUUGCUUUUUAACAGAAUUAGUCUCUCAACCUAUUAGAGACAUGACGAUUAAAGGUUGAUUUAAACAUAGUCAUUUGCACCAGUUUUUUAUCGCCUUAAGACCCAAAUCCGACGAUUAUGUUAUCCAUUGUGUAAUUGGGCCGUUCACAAAGUCUUUAAUGUGGAUGAUCAAGUUCGGACCAUCUUCCCCUUCCCUUCGCUUUGUUUUAUUUACUUAAAGUAGUGUGUUUAAGGUCCGACCUGGACUAUGGACGUUGGCCCAGAUGUGAAUGGACGUCCUGAGGAUAUGCGUGAGGACGAAGUUUCGGUGAGUUGGGGGGAAGGGCUCUUUUAUUACACUGGGCAUAUAAAGAAGCCAGUUGUCCUGCUCUCCUGGUUGUGACCUUUCCUCUUCAUCCACCUCAUCUUUGAGCCUUUCAGACCUCAGGCGACUAUCGCGUCAGUUGGCAGCUUUUCUCAGUGAACCUGCUCCGGGUAGGUGACCAUUUUUUAUUAUUAGUUUUUAAAUAUUGAUGAAAUCAAUUUUAAAUUCCGGUUUUAAUUUUUGUUAAUUAAUUAAUGAUUUAUUAUAUUUAAAAGGGUUCUGCUUGCAAAGGAAGUUCCCCUGAUUUUUAAGUUGUAAAGCUUUAAUAACAUUUUCGUAUUUUCUAAAUCCCCUUACAGUCUCGUGAUAACGGGUUUGGCAUCGGCAUCUCUGGUGGCAAGGACAACCCCAAUCUUGCGCGGCUAAAUGACUACAGUGACCUUGUAGUAGCCGAUCCCUCGAUUAUCGUAACCGACGUCUUGCCUCGAGGGCCUGCGGCUAACAUUGUAAAGUGAGUCUAUGUUAGAGGACAGUCAUUCACUCGUACAGUCUUCUUCUGCUUGUCUCCGUUUGAAAAUCCUGCUUUUAUUCUGACUUAUUCUCUACUGUAGUUCUCUUUGUACAAUUUUUUUGCAGGGAAAACGAUCGGAUUAUUGCCGUAAAUGGUGUUUCUCUAGAGAAUGUGGAUUACAUUACUGCAGUAAAUGUUAUGAAGAGUUCAGAUAGAUUGAAUAUGAUUGUAAAAAGAAGAAUUCCGCUUCCCUGCCUCGAGUACGAACAGAGAACACUCAAAUUCACGUUGUCCAAAUCACGAAAAAAAGACGGUAAUUGCCAUACAAUGUAUCUCUGAUGUUGAAUACUUUAUAUUUCAGAUUUUGGAAUUGUUCUUGGAUGUAAAUUUUACAUUAAGGAGAUUAAUAAUCCCAAAUUGGCAGAGAAAGAGCCAGGCCUCAAGGAAAACGAUAAUGUCCUCAGAAUCAAUGGCCAAUUACUGGAAGGGCUCAGUCUGGACGAAGCCACCAGAUUACUGCAAAGGUCAAGGGAGAAACUCUCAUUGGUUGUGCAGAGGGAUGUAAAAAGAGGCACGGCCGGCUCACGGUGGCCGAGUCAGACAACUGUGAGUUUUCCCAAUCUGGUUGCGACAUUAAAUGUGGUAUUUUUUCAGGUCUACGAAAGGUUGGGAAGUGUGCCAAUAACUCCGAGACAAAGCCCAAUCCCUGCCACGUAUCAUCAUGACGCUCACGUCUCACGGAAAGACGACAUGGAAUUAGGAAAGCGGUAAGAAAAGACGUUGAUAAUCAAUAGAGCUCAGGUAUUCGGAGCCGAUCGGAUCCGAAUAUUUCAACCAGCACCCCACGCCUUCCCAGAACGCUCUUCUUAAUCGAGGGCGGACCUCUUCUCAGACUCCUUCAACCUGUUCGUCACCUCGAUUAAAUCAUUUCCCAAUUGUGCCACAGGCAUCUUCUGUGAUAACUGAUAAUUCUGAAAAGCCCGGAGAGACCGUGCGCUUUAAGAAAACAGGGUCCACCUCCCUUGGGAUCCGGGUAAUUGGAGGAAAUCAAGUUGGAAUCUUCGUUUCCGCGGUUCAGGAGGACUCUCCUGCAGCAAAAAAUGGGAUACGGUAACUCAUAAUGCAAUGUAUAUAAUCUGAAUCAUGUUUUAGUGUAGGUUGUCGAUUAAAUGAAGUAAACGGACAAUCGUUCAAAGGGAAAACAAGAGAAGAAGCAGUGGAAAUGCUUCUGAAUCUUGCUGACGAUGUUACUGUGAAGUAUGAAAACAGUUUGGAUGACUUUUAUCUUGUCAAAAACUACCAAUUGGGCGACAGUUUUUAUAUUAGGCAAGCACUCACAAUGUUAAUCAAUGCCUUUUAGAACGUUAUUCUCGCAUUUAAAGAAAACUAUGAAGAACGAAGUUUGUUUCUCCGAAGGAGACAUCUUCCAUGUAACGGAUACAUUACACAACGGAUCGGUCGGUAUGUGGCAAGUUCAGAAGGUUUACUCCUCGCUCGAUCAAGACCAAAAGCCCGAGGAAAUGCAAGGAGUUAUUCCGAAUGCCAGGAAGUAAGUCGUGGGAUACCCAUCGAAAGGAGCCUGUACCCCCAUCCCUAUCCAGGCCAAAAUAAGUUCAAUUUUUGUAAUGGGUUUCGUAAGGCUUUUCAUUUGGAUAAUUUCCCAAAAUUGAUUUUUCGCUUUCUCAAACAGAGCCUCUUGAUUCAAAAUUUUUCUUUAAAGUGUUUGAUUUUAGCGCCGACGUCUUGGCCAAACAAGAAACGGCAGACUACUCAACAAUUAGCCGAACUUUAUUCCGGAAGCGAGUUGGGCCUAAGAAGAUCAAGCCCGGAGAUGCCCAGACUAAAGCCGAGCUUGGACUCCCUGCUUACGAACGGGUCGUCCUGAAGAAACCCGCCUUCAAACGACCUCUUGUUAUAUUCGGCCCUCUUGCUGAUGUCGCUCGUCAGUUGUUGCUCACAAACUUUAGGCCUUACUUUCAAGCAGUUGAUGAAGACGGUCCUAUUAGGAUCUCGGCCAUCAAUCGCAUUAUAGAAUCGGACAAACAUUGCGUCCUCAACAUUGGCCCGUGCUCCGUGGAGAAGCUACAAGCCGCCCAAUAUGCGCCCAUUGUCAUCUUGAUUGACGUGGACUCGAGAAGUAGAAUACGGGAGUUAAGAGCGAAGGCGGGAGUAGCCACAAUCUCGGCCAGAAAGCUGUUAGAUUACUCCACCAAGAUCAAGAAGCAUUACUCCCACCUUUUGACGGCCACCUUGGACGCGUUGAAAGAAGAUGGCUGGUUCGAUGCCCUGAGGAUGCUGAUCGUCCAUCUCCAGGACCGACGCGUGUGGAUCCCCGAAGUCGCUCAUUUCCCAGCAGACGAGGUCGUCCUCUUUCCAAAUCUGUCAGAACAAGAUGACAUUUCUCGAAGUGAUUAUGGUGUUCUGGGAACCAAAAGUCCUACAGAAUCCCCCAGAAUGAUGUCUUCUCUUACCUCGACACCUAUGUCUGGCCAUCACAACUUUGUCUAUCUGGGUGAUAACGAGUUGAAUCAAGACUCAAAAAAUAAUCUCCUAAAUGAAGUAAGAUACGACUGAUCUUGUUUGAAGAAUUUAUUAAGGUUGAUCCGUGCGCAACGCAAGUUCCAGUCAAUGGAAAGAACAAAAACGAUCUUUACUAUCAACACUCUAAUGGGGAUAAUCGCCGAAUUCUGGCUCAGGAUCAAGCGGCACGCCUAAAACAACCCGAACAAAAACCUCCCAGCAACGGAGUCCCUUACAUAGACGGUAAUUAUACUUAUUUAACGCUUCUGUACUUCGAAAACUAAAUUAUUUUUUUGAAAGGCCGCUUAGAAGGAAAGUAUCUGGGGACUCAGCAACUCUGUGGGGAAAAUAACGGCGAGUCGUCGCAGCAAAAUGUUUCACCUCGUUGAAAGAAUGGUGCAGUCGCGCGCCGCCUGCGGAUAGCGUCGCAGAGCGACGAUGGGCUAUUCCAAGGCGCGACGAUUUUCCCGACAGACUAAUGCUCCAAGUGAGACGUUCAGAUUUUCUCCAAAUUUUCUAACCAUGCUAGGCGUAGGGCACAUCAAUUUCUGAAAGUUUUAGCUCGCGCUUUGCAGGCGCAUCCGAUGGCGCUACAGCGUUUCGGGUCAGGCCGAGCUCGGGUCAACGACGUUUCCGGUAAACGAUACCGUUUUAUAGGUAAUCGGGGGACUAGGUCUGAACGACCUGACGAAUUUUGAAAUGUUUUCGCUUGGGGACAGGAAAAGAAACAUUUUUUGCGGUGAAUUGAACCAAAUUUGAAAUGUUUUCGCUUCGCGACUGGGAAAAAAGGAAUGGAGAGAUUUACGUACGUGUUAUUUGCGUACAAUCAUUACGGCUAUAUUCUUACCCCACCCUCUGGCACGCCAAUUUGUUUUUGAAGAAAAAUUAAAUCGAAAUUUUCUGAAACAAAAAUGGGCCUUUUUUAAAAUUCGUACAGAUUAUGAAAGCCCAUACUUCAAAGUGGUUGAACCUGAACUCUACCCCUUUUCUGAACUUUACCCCUUUUUCAACUCUACCCCUUUUUCAACUUUACCCCUUCAGAACUUUACCCCUUUUUCAACUCUACCCCUUGAAUGAACUUUACCCCUUUUUGAACACUACCCCUCAUUUUGAAAAUUGAAAAAAUGAGGUGUGACACCUUAUACGAUGAAAAUUUUUUUCAAAUUGAAAAUAAUGAGGUGUGACACCUUAUACGAUGAAAAAUUUUUUCAAAUUGAGAAAAAAUGUCACACCUUAUUAUUUUCAAUUUGAAAAAAUUUUUCAUCGUAUAAGAUGUCACACCUGAUUUUUCUCAAUUUGAAAAAAUUUUUCAUCGUAUAAGAUGUCACACCUUAUUAUUUUCAAUUUGAAAAAAUUUUUCAUCGUAUAAGAUGUCACACCUGAUUUUUCUCAAUUUGAAAAAAUUUUUCAUCGUAUAAGAUGUCACACCUUAUUAUUUUCAAUUUGAAAAAAAAUUUCAUCGUAUAAGAUGUCACACCUGAUUAUUUUCAAUUUGAAAAAAUUUUUCAUCGUAUAAGAUGUCACACCUUAUUUUUUCAAUUUUCAAAAAGGGGUAGAGUUCAGAUUUUUUGGCGAAGAUCAAAAAAGGGGUAGAGUUCAGCCUUUUUUGGGGUAGGGUUGAAAAAGGGGUAAAGUUCAGAUUGGGGUAAAGUUCAGAAAAGGGGUAGAGUUCUGCCGCAACGCUUCAAAGUGUAAUGGUUCCUAAAAUUAGGAUGAUCCUACGUUUAAAAACUCCCAUUUUGACGAAACGCCAAAACUUCCAUCAGACUAGGAUACUAUAAUGUCCGUAAUACCAUCGUUAUCUGCCUAGCUCAAUCCGUGGCAAAAUUUACUUUUGAGUUUGGUGAUGCCCUUUUCAAGCGCAGCUUGGAAAGAUACAACAAACUAAGCCAAACGUUUUAACAAAAAUGUGCCAGAGGCCUCUGGUACUGUCAGUGUUUAAAGUUUCAUCAAAAUCUGAGCGUCGCACUUGGGGUACUUCCCAUGUUAUGUAGAUGAACCAUUAAAAUGUUCGUGGAAAAAAUAAAAAUGAGGUAGUAAUGGUAAUUUAAAAAUUCGAAGUUGGGCGGGUUUAGAAUACGCGAUUUUUUUCUCGUGUUCGGGUAAUUUUAGGCAACCACGUUGACCGUGAUGAUGACCUAGGCCUUUUUGGCGGAGCUUUUUUGCUUACUCGGGAAGUGUACAAACUUACCCUCACCAAAUAACAAGUGUUAUAUACCGUUCGAAAGCCCUUGAAAAGUAGUGUUAGAAACUACUUUCAGUUUUUGCAGAAUGCCUCAGGACGAAAAAUUAUGAGCGGUUGAUUUGUACGUUUAUUAGUUACAAAAUCUGAUAUGGGGCAAAAUAAAUGUUACGCAAAAUGUUACGUGGUUCACUUGGCUUCAAGUGAGAGCUCCUAACAAGCGCGGGCUCGCGGGGAUUUUUGUUUUCCUUAACAUCUUUAUCAUCGCAAAAAAUAUUAGCGUGCGUGUAUUAACACUCUGGUUUCAGAUCAAGACAACAACGCAGCCCCGGAGACAACGUCAAGCCCACAUAAAGUAAUAGACGAGGUAUACGCCGUGCUUGAUUGGAACGGCGGCACAGUCAGAUGUCCCGAGUCUGGAGUCGAACUCAUUCUCCCGGCCAUGGCUUUGUCCUUUGGGAAGUCACAGAAAUUAUUUAUAAAGGUUAUCGAAGAACAAUCUCAGUCCGAUGAAGACAUUUUAAGUCCUAUCGUCACCUGUGGCCCUCAAGGCCUUCAAUUUAAUCGACCGGUCGAACUACGCCUUCCUUACAAGGCCAACCGGGAUCCCAAAAACAACAAUAUUUUGGAUGGAAUGACGCAAUUUGUACUAAAGACGGGUUCCGAGAACACCUGGAAGAAUAUCGAGUUGCUCGAACCACCAGUCCAAAACACUCAGAACAAUUACAUCUCCGUGUUCACGGACCAUUUCUAG
Messenger RNA from Bursaphelenchus xylophilus (pine wood nematode), 6688 nucleotides. The record is from the annotation of a GenBank genome assembly. Lineage: Eukaryota; Metazoa; Nematoda; Chromadorea; Rhabditida; Aphelenchoididae.